AUGAAUGCUUCAAAGUCCUUUCAGAAAAGGCAUGAAGGUUGCUCCCGUAGUCUUUCUUCUGGCAAAGAAUUGAGUGAAGUGUUUGUGAAACGCAGGAAGGUGAAUCAAGCAUUGGUGACAUUCAAGAACUUGAUUGACAAAUUAAUGUAUCAGUAUAAAGUGUACGAAUCUGAGAAUUCUAUGGCUAAGAAUAAGAAUAAAGCUCUGAUGGAAGCAGCAAUGACAAUGAGAAGAGAACAUCAAUGGGAGAACACUCAAAAGUGCGUGGGACAUAUACUAGGAAUCGAUGUGGGUGAUAUUUUUCAGCACCGGGUUGAACUCAAUGUCAUUGGCCUCCAUAGACAGUUUUGGAAUGGAAUUGAUUAUAAGAUAAUGGACAACAGUUUGUUGGCCACAAGCAUCGUGGUAACACAUCGCCAUGAUAAUGUUAGAAGAUCUAAUGGUACCUUGGUUUAUGAAGGUGAAGGAGGAAAUCCCGAUGUUGGAAGAAAUGUUCCACUUCGUGAUCAAAAACUGAAAGGAGGAAAUUUGGCACUGAAAAAUAGCAUGCAAGCUAGAAGUCCAGUGAGAGUUAUAUUGAAAGUUAGUGGAAAGUUUGAUGCUGCAUUCAGUUGCAAUAGGAGUAAUUCUGAUUUCUCAUACGUUUAUGAUGGUUUGUAUUUGGUGGAUACAAUGAACAUAGAAAGAGGGAAAUAUGGAAAGCUUGUGUUCAAGUUUGGACUGAAUAGAAUUUUAGGACAACCUGAAACUUGUGUUUCCCUUAAGGACCAUGGGGAAAAUUCAAGGCAACUUGCAAAUUUUAGUACUAGGAAGAAACUCGAGCCGAAAGUUUGUGUUGCUGAAAAGGAGGUUGUUCGAGUUAAAGAUCUUUCAAAUGGUAAGGAGAAGUUUACUAUUAGGGUGGUGGCUCCAAUUGAUUGUGUUGAGCUACCCACAUCCUUUGAUUAUGUUGUAAGUAACAUUUACUCAGAGAAGUUCGAGCAGAAAAUUGUGUCUGCUUCAGGAAGAAAAAGGGUAGCAAAAUGCCGAAUGGUUGUAAUAAAAGACUUGCUUCUGAGAUGGAAUCAUCGCUUAUAUAUGAGUGUGGCCCAUCUUGCAAGUGCUCCUCUUCUUGCAUCAACCGAGUAA
Messenger RNA from Vigna radiata var. radiata (mung bean), 1128 nucleotides. RefSeq names its product YDG domain-containing protein At5g47150-like. The record is from RefSeq and is a predicted model, not a curated record. Lineage: Eukaryota; Viridiplantae; Streptophyta; Magnoliopsida; Fabales; Fabaceae. The coding region runs from base 1 to 1128 and encodes 375 amino acids. The transcript is spliced from 2 exons.